Messenger RNA from Acanthoscelides obtectus, 369 nucleotides. NCBI's taxonomy places the organism in Eukaryota, Metazoa, Arthropoda, Insecta, Coleoptera, Chrysomelidae. The record is from the annotation of a GenBank genome assembly.
AUGGACAUUUCGGGGAAAACCCAACUGGUAACAAUUUUCAGAUACGUAUUUAACAGCGAACCAGUAGAACGUUUUUGGAAUUAUAUGAACCCCGAAAAAUGUGACGCUGAUACUUUCACAAGACAUAUUUUGAGCGUCGUAGAUCCAUUAAUAGGAAAUUUCCUUUACAAACUGAUUUCACAAAGCUAUGAUGGAGCCGCGGUAAUGAGCGGACAUAAUGCUGGAGUACAGGCAAAAAUUAAACAAAGAUAUCCAUUUGCUCACUGUGUGCAUUGCUAUGCGCAUCAGUUAAACUUGAUUACGUCCCAAGCUGCUUCCGCAAUUGGUCAAGUUCGGGUGUUCUUUGGGGAUUUGAAAGGUAUUUUUUAA